This is a messenger RNA of Oryctolagus cuniculus (rabbit), 2356 nucleotides long. RefSeq names its product CXXC finger protein 1 (gene CXXC1). Gene Ontology annotation, biological process: positive regulation of DNA-templated transcription. NCBI's taxonomy places the organism in Eukaryota, Metazoa, Chordata, Mammalia, Lagomorpha, Leporidae. Gene Ontology annotation, molecular function: zinc ion binding; DNA binding. Gene Ontology annotation, cellular component: Set1C/COMPASS complex. The record is from RefSeq and is a predicted model, not a curated record.
AGCAGGAGUACGAUGCCCGGGAGGCGCGGCCAGAAGCGGAAGUAGUUGUGGGAGCCUUUCAACGGCCUCGGACGCCGCGGAGUAGUCUGUGUGGGUUCGGGGUCGCUGGCGGGGGUCGCGAGGGCUUGCGCCGGGAGCGGAGACAUGGAGGGAGAUGGUUCAGACCCAGAGCCUCCAGAUGCUGGGGAGGACAGCAAGUCGGAGAAUGGGGAGAAUGCACCCAUCUACUGCAUCUGCCGCAAGCCGGACAUCAACUGCUUCAUGAUCGGCUGUGACAACUGCAAUGAGUGGUUCCAUGGGGACUGCAUUCGGAUCACUGAGAAGAUGGCCAAGGCCAUCCGGGAGUGGUACUGUCGGGACUGCCGAGAGAAAGACCCGAAGUUGGAGAUUCGCUAUCGGCAUAAGAAGUCUCGGGAGCGGGACGGCAGUGAGCGGGACGGCAGUGAGCCCCGGGAUGAGGGUGGCGGGCGCAAGAGGCCUAUCCCGGAUCCGGACCUGCAGCGCCGGGCAGGGUCAGGAACAGGGGUUGGGGCCAUGCUUGCUCGGGGCUCUGCUUCGCCCCACAAAUCCUCUCCACAGCCCUUGAUGGUCAUACCCAGCCAGCAUCACCAGCAGCAGCAGCAGAUCAAACGGUCAGCCCGCAUGUGUGGUGAGUGUGAGGCCUGCCGGCGCACUGAAGACUGUGGCCACUGUGACUUCUGCCGGGACAUGAAGAAGUUUGGGGGCCCCAACAAGAUCCGGCAGAAGUGUCGGCUACGCCAGUGCCAGCUGCGGGCCCGGGAAUCGUACAAGUACUUCCCUUCCUCGCUCUCGCCGGUGACGCCCUCAGAGUCCCUGCCAAGGCCCCGCCGGCCACUGCCUACCCAGCAGCAGCCACAGCCAUCACAGAAGCUGGGGCGGAUCCGGGAAGAUGAGGGGGCAGUGGCAUCAGCAGCAGUCAAGGAGCCGCCCGAGGCUACAGCCACGCCCGAGCCACUGUCCGACGAGGACUUGCCACUGGACCCUGACCUCUACCAGGACUUCUGUGCGGGGGCCUUUGAUGACCAUGGCCUGCCUUGGAUGAGUGACACGGAAGAGUCCCCGUUUCUGGACCCCGCGUUGCGGAAGAGAGCCGUGAAGGUGAAGCAUGUGAAGCGCCGGGAAAAGAAGUCUGAGAAGAAGAAGGAAGAGAGAUACAAGCGGCACCGGCAGAAGCAGAAGCACAAGGACAAAUGGAAACACCCAGAGAGGGCUGACGCCAAGGACCCUGCAUCACUGCCACAGUGCCUGGGGCCUGGCUGUGUGCGCGCUGCCCAGCCCGGCUCCAAGUAUUGCUCGGAUGACUGCGGCAUGAAGCUGGCAGCCAACCGCAUCUACGAGAUCCUCCCGCAGCGCAUCCAGCAGUGGCAGCAGAGCCCCUGCAUCGCGGAGGAGCAUGGCAAGAAGCUGCUGGAGCGCAUCCGCCGGGAGCAGCAGAGCGCCCGCACCCGCCUCCAGGAAAUGGAGCGCCGCUUCCAUGAGCUCGAGGCCAUCAUUCUGCGUGCCAAGCAGCAGGCUGUGCGCGAGGAUGAAGAGAGCAAUGAGAAUGACAGCGACGACACAGACCUGCAGAUCUUCUGCGUUUCCUGCGGGCAUCCCAUCAACCCACGCGUUGCCUUGCGCCACAUGGAGCGCUGCUAUGCCAAGUAUGAGAGCCAGACGUCCUUCGGGUCCAUGUACCCCACCCGCAUUGAAGGGGCCACACGACUCUUCUGUGAUGUAUACAACCCUCAGAGCAAAACAUACUGUAAGCGGCUCCAGGUGCUGUGUCCUGAGCACUCGCGGGACCCCAAAGUGCCAGCCGACGAGGUGUGCGGGUGUCCUCUUGUGCGGGAUGUCUUUGAGCUCACAGGUGACUUCUGCCGCCUGCCCAAGCGCCAGUGCAAUCGUCAUUACUGCUGGGAGAAGCUGCGGCGAGCCGAAGUGGACCUGGAGCGCGUGCGCGUGUGGUACAAGUUGGACGAGCUGUUUGAGCAGGAGCGCAACGUGCGCACAGCCAUGACAAACCGCGCAGGGCUGCUGGCCUUGAUGCUGCACCAGACAAUCCAGCACGACCCGCUCACCACCGACCUGCGCUCCAGCGCCGACCGCUGAGCGCACCGGCCCAGGCCCGCCCGGGCGGCCUGCUCCUCCGUUUGUUCGUUCCUCCUUCGUCUGUUUCUUCAGCUGCCCCCAAGUUUCUCCCUGUGCCCAGCCAGCACCUGAGUGCCCAUCUGCCCCUACCAGGGGGUCUCAGACUGCGUCCGUCGGUCUGUCUCCGCUCUUGUGCUGGGUGGGACUGUGAAGUUUGCUCACCCUUGCCUCCCGCGGUUUUGUUAAUAAAAUUUUGAAGCAAGAA